Messenger RNA from Limulus polyphemus (Atlantic horseshoe crab), 3520 nucleotides. RefSeq names its product ubiquitin-conjugating enzyme E2 H-like. Gene Ontology annotation, cellular component: nucleus. Gene Ontology annotation, biological process: ubiquitin-dependent protein catabolic process; protein polyubiquitination. The coding region runs from base 88 to 633 and encodes 181 amino acids. The transcript has 7 exons. Lineage: Eukaryota; Metazoa; Arthropoda; Merostomata; Xiphosura; Limulidae. The record is from RefSeq and is a predicted model, not a curated record. Gene Ontology annotation, molecular function: ubiquitin conjugating enzyme activity.
CAUAGUGGUUGACGAGCCUAACGAAGGUAGCAUUUGUUGGUUGAGAAAGAUAAUGCACUGUUCUUUUUGCCUUUAGUUGAGAAAACGAUGUCUUCACCGAGUUCAGGGAAAAGGCGAAUGGACACAGACGUUAUUAAACUCAUUGAGAGUAAACAUGAAGUUACUAUUCUUGGUGGUCUGCAUGAAUUUUGUGUCAAGUUUAAUGGGCCUAAAGGGACUCCAUACGAAGGUGGAGUUUGGAAAGUUAGAGUAGAUUUGCCCGAGAAAUAUCCAUUUAAAUCUCCAUCAGUUGGUUUUAUAAACAAGAUUUAUCAUCCAAACAUUGAUGAAGUAUCAGGUACAGUGUGUUUAGAUGUUAUCAACCAAGCAUGGACAGCACUGUAUGAUCUUUCCAAUAUUUUUGAGUCAUUUCUGCCACAGUUAUUGACCUAUCCUAAUCCCAUUGAUCCAUUAAAUGGUGAUGCUGCUGCUAUGUAUCUACAUAAACCUGAAGACUACAAGAAAAAAGUUCAGGACUAUGUGAAGAAAUAUGCUACAGAUGAAGCCUUGCAGGAUCAAAAUGAUGAGUCAUCUGGAUCAGAGAGCUCAAUGAGUGAUUUUUCAGAAGACGAAGCUCAAGAUAUGGAGCUUUAACAUUUUGACAUUUGGGAAGGGUCAUUUCUUACCAGUGGGUUGGAGGGGAUGGGGUAAGAUUUAACAGGGUUGGGGGGAAUACUCAUUUACAUGUUGCAUUGUGCAUAAAUUCAUCAUUUAAGACUGUCAUAGGAACAUGAGUAGUGAUACAGUGACAGAAUUUUCUAUAAUGUAACAUUGUUGAAAAUAACCAGUUAUUUUAUUAGUUAACAAUGUGAAUCGACUUCAACCAUUUUGCCUUCCUUUAUUUAUCAAGCUUAAAAGUUCUUAUAGAUUGUAUAACAUUUGUUUUUACAUGAAAGUCAUGUUAACAAAUACAUCAGUUACUCUCAUGAGGCAUUGUUUCCAUAUAGUCUCUCUUUUAUUCUUAUAUAUGUAAAGUUUUGAAAUCUGUUUUGGGUAUUUUUAAAGAACAACUUAUAGUUAGGUACUCUGUUAUCUUAAAUCAUUGGGUAUAUUUGUGGUUUCUACUACAGGACUCCUCAAAAGUUAGUUGCCCUAAACUUAAACCUCUUCUGUGUGGAUAACAUUUGCUUUGCAAUUCCAAAACUCAUUAUUCUUUGACAGCCUAUGUUGCACUUAUGUACUAUCAAUUUCUUUUGUAUGUAAGUCUGAAACAUACAAAAAUUAAAAACCAGUUGUGUAUACUGCUGUGGGACAACUAAUUUUUGGGCCAAACUGUAUAUUGUCAAGAUUUAUAUUGAACUGAUCAAGUUUUGUAGUUACAUUCAUUGAAUGCUAGUUAUUAAGGAUUUAAAUUUUGCUUGUAGCUUAUAUUGUUUUUCAUGAAUGUUAAAUAUUAGCUUAUUUGUUGAAUUUAGUGAAAUAUGAUCUUUAGCACAAUGGCUCAGACCUUCUACUGUGUUUAAAACAGUUAAAAUUAAUUUACUGCCUGUUAUUAAAUUGAGAGAGUAGUGUUUUAUUUUACAUUUCUGAUUGGUUUUGAUAAUCUACUACAGUUGUAGAAUAAAAGAGAGAGGAAUGAAGUUAAGAUAUCUUCAUAAUAAAGUUGUGUGGUGAUUUUUAGAAAUUUUUCUAAUGUUUCUACUGUGUAAAUAUUAAUGUUAAGUUAGUAGCAUAUUUAGUUUUUGAAAUAUGCAACAUUAAAUGUGCAUGACGUUGUUGCUGUUUAACAACAUGAUAUGUGUAUUAAUAGUAAUAUUUUUAACUUCUACUUUGUCUUGUUGAUGUUGGUUGUGCUGCUUCAGUGUUGAAGUUUGUUUUUAAUGUACAUUAUAUUUUAUCAAAUUAAAUCUGAAAAAAAGUAGUGUUUUUUCUGUCAAAAUCACUAUAAAACAUUGUAAAUUUAGAAUGAUUCUUCACAUCCCAUUGUUUGUACUAGCAUAUUUAUACAUCAGGCUUUUCUUUGUGGUGAAUAUUUGUUACAGCAUAUAAUACAUCUUACAGAUCUCGGGCAUAUUAAACAAUUGAAGGCAAGUCAUCAUUGCAUUUAAUUAGGUCUAACAGUUAAGCAAACUAAAAUAAACUAAAAAUACCACAAUGUUAAAAGUUCACAAUAAUUUAUUUAAAACAGCACUAGGCUCAUUGGACAUCAUGUACAUGUUUCAUUUGUCUGCACUACCACAUAACCAUCAUGAAAAAUGUAUUUAUAGUUUUUCUUUAUUUUGCUUCCUAUGUUGAUGGGGAGUCCUGUUUUCCAAAAUAUAUAGCAUUGCCCAAUAAGCAUGAUGCCAUUUUAAAUAAAUUGUUGUGUCGUUAGUUUAUAUAAUUCAUGCACAAAUACCAUUUUUUUACUGAAUUUUCUGGUAUUUUUUUGUAGUUUCUUCAGUAAGCAUUUACAAUACAUUGUAAUGUAAGAUACUUUGUAUUGCAAGAAAAAUAGACUUGGAAUCAUAAAAGUAAAUUUGUUCUCACUUCUGAAGAUAAAUGACAUACUUGCAUCCAUCAAAUACACAGCAACUUUAUUAUUAUUCUAUUUUGAUCUUAAAAAAAUUUUUUAAAUAUAUGGUUACAAGUUAGAAAUCAGUAUGGUCUGAUAUUAAAUUCAGUCAUAACUCGUAAUAAUCUCAAAUGUAGUGUAUGAAGUAUUUUAAUACAUUCUUUAUUACAAGCUUUCUUGAUCAAACCUUGUAUCUACAAACUACCGAUGAGGUGAAUAAUGCGACUAAAAGUUAUAGCAACAGUCUCUUUUGCUGUUGUAUUAGUUACUAGAUAUUUGAUCAGUAGUUCUACUUUUCAGUUUGUUUAUGAUAGAAAUAUACACUUGAACAUAAAAUAUGAUUUUGUUUUACAUAGCUCUUUGAAAGCUCUUUUCACAUUUAUUUUAAUUAUUGAAAGUACAAGCAACAAGUAUUCUAUUUUUACACAUAAAUUUACAUAUCUGCAUUGAAAAGUCGGCUAAUUAUUUCUAUGAGUAAUUUUACAAUAGUGUUCCAAAGUGUAUGUAUUAAAAUGUCUUCAAUCGUUGCAAGUUUUAAACCUUCAAAUAAUUUCACUUAGUAGAAAAUUGGUUUAAAAGCUAGUUGCAGACAUUACAUUGAAUAUUAAUAGCCAAUAGGUAUACAGCUAUAAUGUUUAAAGAUUGAUCAAAAUAAUCUUUCAUAUGUACUGAAAACUGACCCUUUCUUUGUGCAAAUAUCUUUCCUUUUGUUUUACAAUCAUUUAUGAAAGACUGUUUCUUGCACUGAGAUAAUAGCCUUUGUCAAGGUUUCUUAUAUAUUCAAAGUAAAGAAAAACUUCAGGUGCUGAAAGAAUUUGUUAUGGACUAAACAGGGACAGUUUCAUAGUGACUUCCUUUUUUGUUUUCAUUUCACUUGUGAAGACAUUUCAUAUCAUCAGAUCUAAGUAGUGUUUGCUUACAAAUGACACUUCUAAAUGAAACAUUUAAUAUUUUCCAUAAUCAUUGUACAUAGAUUUUAGAUAUAUU